UCUCGCCGCAGCCGCCCCUGGUCCAGGCCAUCUUUAGCCGAGAUGUGGAGGAAGUGCGUUCCCUCCUCUCGCAGAAGGAGAACAUCAAUGUGCUGGACCAAGAGAGGCGAACCCCAUUGCAUGCUGCUGCCUACGUAGGCGAUGUCCCCAUUCUCCAGUUGCUACUGAUGUCAGGUGCUAAUGUCAACGCUAAGGACACACUGUGGCUGACCCCUCUUCAUCGUGCUGCUGCCUCCCGAAACGAGAAGGUGCUGGGGCUGCUGCUGGCACAUUCAGCAGAUGUGAAUGCCCGGGACAAGCUGUGGCAGACACCACUGCAUGUGGCUGCUGCCAACAGGGCCACCAAGUGUGCUGAGGCUCUGGCACCCCUGUUGAGCAGCCUCAACGUGGCUGACAGGAGCGGGCGCAGUGCUCUGCACCAUGCGGUGCACAGCGGGCAUCUUGAGACGGUGAACCUGCUCCUCAACAAGGGAGCCAGCCUGAACGUCUGUGACAAAAAGGAGCGGCAGCCUCUGCACUGGGCAGCUUUCCUAGGGCAUUUGGAAGUCCUGAAACUGCUGGUGGCACGGGGAGCAGACCUCGGCUGUAAGGACCGCAAGGGCUAUGGGUUGCUUCAUACAGCCGCCGCCAGCGGCCAGAUUGAAGUGGUGAAGUACCUGCUUCGGAUGGGGGCUGAGAUCGAUGAACCCAACGCUUUUGGAAACACAGCUUUGCACAUCGCCUGCUACCUGGGCCAGGAUGCUGUGGCUAUUGAGCUGGUGAAUGCAGGAGCCAAUGUCAACCAGCCGAACGACAAGGGCUUCACGCCACUGCAUGUGGCUGCAGUCUCCACCAACGGCGCUCUCUGCUUGGAGCUCUUAGUCAAUAACGGAGCUGAUGUCAACUACCAGAGCAAAGAAGGGAAAAGUCCUCUGCACAUGGCUGCAAUCCAUGGCCGUUUCACACGCUCCCAGAUCCUCAUCCAGAAUGGCAGCGAGAUUGAUUGUGCCGACAAAUUCGGGAACACACCACUGCAUGUGGCUGCUCGCUACGGACACGAGCUGCUCAUCAGCACCCUCAUGACCAAUGGCGCGGAUACUGCCCGGCGCGGCAUCCAUGACAUGUUCCCCCUGCACUUAGCUGUUCUCUUUGGAUUCUCUGACUGUUGUCGUAAGCUUCUUUCCUCAGGUCAGCUGUACAGCAUCGUGUCUUCACUCAGCAAUGAGCAUGUGCUUUCUGCUGGGUUUGACAUCAAUACACCUGACAACCUUGGCCGCACCUGUCUUCAUGCUGCUGCUUCUGGAGGGAAUGUUGAAUGUCUUAAUUUGCUGUUGAGCAGUGGAGCGGACUUGAGGAGAAGAGACAAAUUUGGAAGGACCCCACUGCACUAUGCGGCUGCCAAUGGCAGCUACCAGUGUGCGGUGACGCUGGUGACUGCUGGGGCAGGUGUCAACGAGGCCGACUGUAAAGGCUGCUCUCCCCUCCACUAUGCUGCUGCCUCUGACACUUACAGGAGAACGGAGCCCCACACACCUUCCAGCCACGAUGCCGAAGAGGAUGAGCCACUGAAGGAGUCCCGCAGGAAGGAGGCCUUCUUCUGUCUGGAGUUCUUACUGGAUAACGGUGCAGACCCUUCUCUGCGGGACAGGCAGGGCUACACAGCUGUGCACUAUGCAGCCGCCUAUGGCAACAGACAGAACCUCGAACUGCUCUUAGAAAUGUCCUUUAACUGCCUGGAGGAUGUGGAGAGCACCAUUCCAGUCAGUCCUUUGCACUUAGCUGCCUACAACGGUCACUGUGAAGCCCUGAAGACGCUGGCCGAAACGCUGGUGAAUCUGGAUGUAAGGGACCACAAGGGCCGGACUGCACUCUUCCUGGCCACUGAGCGAGGCUCUACUGAGUGUGUGGAGGUGCUUACGGCCCAUGGCGCCUCUGCCCUCAUCAAGGAGCGCAAGCGCAAGUGGACGCCCCUGCACGCUGCUGCUGCCUCUGGCCACACUGACUCCCUGCACUUGCUGAUCGACAGUGGGGAACGCGCCGACAUCACAGAUGUCAUGGAUGCCUAUGGACAAACCCCACUGAUGCUGGCCAUCAUGAAUGGCCACGUGGACUGUGUACAUCUGCUGCUAGAGAAAGGAUCCACAGCUGAUGCUGCUGACCUUCGAGGCCGCACUGCCCUUCACCGUGGGGCAGUGACUGGCUGUGAGGACUGCCUUGCUGCCCUGCUGGACCACGACGCGUUUGUGCUGUGCCGAGACUUUAAGGGCCGCACACCCAUUCACCUGGCCUCAGCCUGUGGUCACACUGCAGUGCUGCGGACCCUGCUGCAGGCUGCCCUUUCCACAGACCCCCUGGACGCCGGGGUGGAUUACAGCGGAUACUCGCCCAUGCACUGGGCCUCCUACACUGGACAUGAAGAUUGUCUGGAGUUGUUACUUGAACACAGCCCGUUUUCAUACCUGGAAGGAAAUCCCUUCACUCCUUUGCACUGUGCAGUAAUUAAUAACCAGGACAGCACCACAGAGAUGCUGCUGGGAGCUCUGGGUGCCAAGAUUGUGAACAGCCGAGAUGCCAAAGGACGGACCCCCCUUCACGCCGCUGCCUUCGCGGACAAUGUCUCUGGGCUCCGGAUGCUGCUGCAGCAUCAGGCCGAGGUGAACGCCACUGACCACACUGGCCGCACUGCGCUCAUGACGGCGGCUGAGAACGGGCAGACUGCUGCUGUGGAAUUUCUGCUGUACCGAGGGAAGGCGGACCUUACUGUGUUGGAUGAGAACAAGAACACGGCCCUCCACUUGGCUUGCAGCAAGGGCCAUGAGAAGUGCGCCCUCAUGAUCCUGGCAGAAACCCAAGACCUUGGCCUUAUCAAUGCUACCAACAGUGCGCUGCAGAUGCCACUCCACAUUGCUGCCCGGAAUGGUCUAGCCUCUGUGGUGCAGGCCCUGCUGAGUCGUGGGGCCACAGUGCUAGCUGUGGAUGAAGAAGGUCACACCCCAGCACUGGCCUGCGCCCCCAACAAAGAUGUGGCAGACUGCCUGGCCUUGAUCCUUUCCACCAUGAAGCCUUUCCCACCCAAGGACGCCGUCAGUCCUUUCAGCUUCAGCCUGCUCAAGAACUGCGGCAUCGCAGCCGCCAAGACGAUGGAUGACCCUGCACCCUCCAGGCCCCCACUCAUGUCCCCCCAACCUGCUUCGAGUCCUCCCACCACAUCCUGGUUUUCUAUGCUGUUUUGGUGCAAGUACAACUGUCGUAGUCCUGGCUUUGGGAUGGGUUCUGUUUAUUAAAAUCCUGUUGCUCCUA
Messenger RNA from Carlito syrichta (Philippine tarsier), 3279 nucleotides. RefSeq names its product ankyrin repeat domain 52 (gene ANKRD52). Gene Ontology annotation, molecular function: protein binding. Bases 168 to 3263 code for a protein of 1031 amino acids. Lineage: Eukaryota; Metazoa; Chordata; Mammalia; Primates; Tarsiidae. Gene Ontology annotation, biological process: protein localization to ciliary inversin compartment. Gene Ontology annotation, cellular component: ciliary inversin compartment. The transcript is spliced from 28 exons. The record is from RefSeq and is a predicted model, not a curated record.